Messenger RNA from Nomia melanderi (Alkali bee), 2889 nucleotides. RefSeq lists its product as uncharacterized. NCBI's taxonomy places the organism in Eukaryota, Metazoa, Arthropoda, Insecta, Hymenoptera, Halictidae. Gene Ontology annotation, cellular component: nucleus. The record is from RefSeq and is a predicted model, not a curated record. Gene Ontology annotation, biological process: regulation of transcription by RNA polymerase II.
UGGAGCGUCAAUCUGAACCGGGGUUCUUUCAUAGAGAAAAAUAUUUCCUAUAACAAUUAAGAAAAUGAUCGUACGAUUAAAAAUUAAUAGGCAUUGGUACAUAUGUAUAUUUGAAUAUAUAUUAUAACUAUUUUACAACAAUAAAUGCGUUUGCCAGUCGGAAAGUAACGCGAAAAGCUAUUGAGCUCAAAUGACGUAUCCUCAGACAGUGGUUCUCAAUUGUAUUUAGAGAUGCGAGAAGCAUCAAUGGUGGACGGGAAAGCGACGGUAGCCCGGUUGCACUGAAAUGACAACAAGUGAUUGAUAUUAUUAACGGUGGUAUAAUGUGAGGUGCAAGAGGAAAGAUAGACCGGCGCGAACGGGAGCGCACUUUGUUGGUAAGUAGUCCGACAAAGCAUCCCGUUCGUGGAUAUGAUUGCGCGUUCGGGACUUUCAUUCAAGGUGUAGGAAAAAUUCCUUACCGAACCAACCAUCGGUGAGCGCAGGUUAUGUGAGGCCACGAAACGCGUCGUUACUAGCCGUUUUUCCUCGAACACCGGCCAGGAUGGGCCAGGGUACAGACACCUGCACAGACAGGCCCACCGAAGUCAGCGUCAUCAGAUUCGUAUCGAGGAAUCGCACUAUCGAGGAAAUAGCUCCAAAAAAGGAAAUAUAUACAUGCAAACAACGAGGUUGUGGCAAGAUAUUUACAAAUCAAGACGAAUACAAAACACACGAAGCUCUUGAAGCUUUAAAAAUCAGAUUUAUCUGCCGGGAACCAGGAUGCGGAGAAGAAUUAUCUGAUCCUGGAAGCAUGUGGCGUCAUUAUCAAGAAUGGCAUAACAAUGAAACAAAUGUAUUUAUAUGUCCAUAUACAAAUUGCGGGUCUUUACAUACAACCAGUAGUAAUUUAGAGGAACAUAUCGAAAGCUGUCACAGACAGCCACCAACACUGCCAACUGAACCAGAAGUUAUAUGCUUCGAAGAUCUAGAAAAUGCAAUGGACGAAGAAGUUGUACAAAGCACGGAGGACUGCUAUGAGAAAAGACAGAAUGAAACUUUUGCAAUAAAGUCACACCAAUACGAUGAUAAUAGCGAACAAAGUAUUCACAGAAAUGACAAUAUUCAACAACAAAAGAAAGAAGCCCCGCAUGAUCAGAAUGCUCCAAAUGAUAGCGCGAACAAAGAAGAUUACUCUUCUACUACUGAGUCGUUAAAUGAAGCCAGUGGAUUUCCUAUCACUGACAAUCUAAUGAUAAAUACAGAUAAUUUCUUAUGCAAGUAUGAGGGCAAUACAAACAAGUGUUCAGAACUUCAAAUAGAACAUUCCCAAGAAAAAAAUAAUGUAGUUUAUGUAAAUGGAGAUAUUACGAUUACGAAAAAUUUAAAAAAUGAGGUAUGUACCAUGAGCUCAAGAAAUCAAGAACACAGAAUAGAAUUGGAUAAUCUUGAACGAAUCUUUAGAAACGAUUUAAACCGUGAUGCUUCAAAAAAUGAAGAAAAUACUAUAGAAACGAACAGUAACUGUUCUGAUGAUGAAGAAUACACUCCAAAGAAACAGCGUAUGUCUAGAUACAAACAAGAAAUCUAUAAAUGUGCUACCAAUGGCUGUGGGAGAAAGUAUAAAUAUAUAUCCCACUAUCGUCAUCAUCAAGACAGUCAUAAAUUAGUAGCCAAUACAAUUAGUUCAAAUUCUAGUAAAUCAAUAGUGAAAUUAAAACAAGGGAAAGCUUCGACAGUCAGUUUCUUCUUAUGCAAGAUUCCUGGUUGCGGGGCACAAGUGAGCAAUGUAACUGGUUUAUGGAAGCAUUACCAGGACAAUCAUGCUAAUUCAAAACUGCCAGUAGUACAAGGAACUAAAAAUAAUGAAAUAUUCCGAUGCAAGAUUCCAGGAUGCGAAACAGAAUUCAGUACAACUGUAAUGCUGUGUAAACACUUCAGUGAAGUGCAUUCAAAUGGUUCUGGCAAUAAUGCUAGCACAAACACAAAGACUGGAAAUGGGAGUAGUUUUCAUUAUACUGAAAUGUUCAAAGAUGAUACUACCAACCCCCAAGUAAAUUUUAAGACUGACUUUAAGGCAAAACAUAAUAUUAAUGUAAAUGACUGUACGAAAAACGCAGAUGAACAAAGAUUAUCAUCAAUCGUUAAGAAAGAAACCAGAGAAUGAUUCACGAUGAAUUAUUGACUUUAAUUGUGAAGAUAAAUAAUUGUAGCAGUAUAAAUUAGAGUAUUUUACUGGGGCCGUAAGCAUUCGGUUUGAAAAAUAUUAUUGUUCCUUUCUCUUCACGAGCUUUUCUGCUCCUUUUUUAUUUUUUAACCCCUUGGCUAGUCACUGUUCAUUACGCUUUUAUUACUAUUUUGAGUGCAACGACCCUCGUUUAAUACUCGCAUUUUUAUGACUCUAUUUCUGAAUACUAGAGAUUUGGAAUAGAGAGGAAACUUCUGAGUCGUUUUUCAAUGACUUCUAAUUAUCCAAAUAUAAAUGAAAGCUUUAUAUAAUACAUAGCAAUUUUCUAACUUGAUACAUUACCUGAAAAAAGUAUUACAUUCUUUUCUAUGUUUCGUAUUUAAAAAUUCUGUAGACUCUACUUAAUACCUGCCUUUUGAGUAAUAGUAUCAUAUUUAAAAUAUAUUGUAAGUAAAAGAAAAAGAACAAAAUAAAAAUGUGAAAAGCAACUCAGACAGAUUUAAAAUGUUAAAUCUCAAUUGAAUACUCGACGAAUGCAACCAUAAAUACAGUUUAGUAGAUUGAAAAAUCUGGUGUGGUAAACUUAAAAAUAAAGUGCAAAGAAAAGGAUGGACUUGCAGCAGCAAAUUUGUGCGCAUGUUAUAUAAAAAUUCUUGACUUUCCAUACUGAUUUUUACUAUUUUAUAUUAUUGUAUUAUUUUAAUGUAAUUUAUAUUACACGU